AUGGCCCAGGACAUAGCCCCGGCUAAAGGCUGCAAGCUGCCCCGGAGCUCCGGCUCCAGGAGAGAGGGCAAGAGCCGCACUGUCCGCUCCAACCUGCUGCCGCUCGGCCCGAAAGGCAACGACCAGCCCCGGAGGCUGCACGCCAGCAACCGACUCAAGACCACCAAGUACACGCUGCUCUCCUUCCUGCCCAAGAACCUCUUCGAGCAGUUCCACCGCUUCGCCAAUGUCUACUUUGUCUUCAUCGCCCUCCUGAACUUCGUGCCCAUCGUCGGCGCCUUCCAGCCCGAGCUGGCACUGACCCCUGUAGUCUUCAUCCUGGCUGUGACUGCAUUGAAGGAUCUGUGGGAGGAUUACAGGAGGUACAGGUCUGACCAAGAGAUCAACCACAUGGACUGCCUCGUUUACUGCAGGAAUGAGAAAAAGUAUGUGGAAAAAUACUGGAAAGAAGUUCAAGUUGGGGAUUUUGUUCGCCUGCGUUGCAAUGAAAUAAUUCCUGCCGAUAUCCUGCUGCUGUACUCCAGUGAUCCCGAUGGACUUUGCCAUAUCGAGACUGCUAAUCUGGAUGGAGAGACCAACCUCAAACAGCGACAGGUUAUUAAGGGUUUCACCGAGCUGGAAACAGAAUUUGACCCCAUGAAGUUUAACAGUGUGAUAGAAUGUGAAAAGCCACACAAUGAUCUGAACCGAUUUCGAGGAUAUAUAGUAUACAAAAAUGGAAAGAAAGCUGGACUUUCUAAAGACAACCUCUUACUUCGGGGAUGCACUGUCAGAAAUACUGAAGAAGUUGUGGGGAUCGUAAUCUAUGCAGGUCAUGAGACUAAAGCUAUGUUAAACAAUAAUGGACCACGUUACAAACGCAGCAAGCUGGAGAGACAAAUGAAUGUAGAUGUCUUCUGGUGUGUGAUCAUUCUUUUUGUGAUGUGCCUUUUCUCAGCUAUUGGCCAUGGACUCUGGGUGGCACAGUAUGAUGAUGAGCGGCCAGUAUUUGAUGUUCCCAGCAGUGAUGGCAAAGCUUUAUCUCCUGCUUUAUCUGGAUUAUAUUUGUUCUUCACAAUGAUAAUUGUCCUACAGGUGUUGAUUCCAAUCUCACUGUAUGUAUCCAUUGAGAUUAUUAAAAUUUGCCAAGUGUUUUUCAUCCAUCAAGAUGUGGACCUGUAUGAUGAAGAGACUGAUUCUCGUCUGCAAUGCCGGGCACUAAACAUCACAGAAGAUCUGGGACAAAUACAGUAUAUUUUCUCUGACAAAACUGGAACGCUCACUGAAAAUAAAAUGGUGUUCCGAAGAUGUACAGUGGCAGGGGUUGAAUACUCUCAUGACGCUAAUGCAAAGAGAUUGGCCAUGUACCAAGAGCCUGACUCCGAAGACGAGGAAUGUAUGUCUAAAUGGGGAACCAUUCCAAGGUGCGACAGCACGUCCAGUCACCAGAGUGCCAAAUUUGUUCACCGAACACAAAGCACCAAAUCUCAUCGGCGUACAGGCAGCAGGGCAGAGGCUAAGAGGGCCAGCAUUCUCUCCAAGCACACUGCUUUCAGCAGCCCCAUGGAAAAAGAUAUCACUCCUGAUCCUCAAUUAUUGGAAAAGGUGAAUGAAUGUGCUGGUCAGCUGGAAGCUUUGAGACAACAUGGUCACCCGUUGAGCUAUCUGACCCCUGAACUAUCUGACAUCAUUGACUUUUUUAUAGCAUUGACUGUCUGCAACACCGUGGUGGUUUCAUCUCCCAAUCAACCACGACACAAGGCUCGCGUCCGAUUUGAGUUAAAAUCUCCAGUCAAGACUUUAGAGGAUUUCAUCAAAAGGUUUACCCCCAGCCGCCUGACUUCAGGUUCUAACAGCAGCAGCUCGUCCAGUCUUUCCACCAGCAAGUCACUCUACAGAGUCUCGUCCAGUGCCAUUUCCUCUCCUUCGGGAGACGUUACCUUGUUGAAAAUGAGUGAAGAGCUUGGCCAAUCUCCCCAGAAAGAAAAGGGCGAGAAGGUCUUGCGAACAGGUGCGGUGAGAGAUGACAAGGGCAAAGAUGGAGAGCUGAGGUAUGAGGCCGAGAGUCCAGAUGAGGCUGCUCUUGUCUACGCAGCCAGGGCCUACAACUGUGCCCUGGUUGAGAGACUACCCGAACAGGUGACCGUGGAGCUGCCCCAUGUAGGAAAGUUGGCCUUUGAACUCUUGCACACCCUGGGGUUUGACUCCACCAGGAAGCGGAUGUCGGUCGUGUUGAGGCACCCACUCACUGAUGAGAUUGUCGUUUACACCAAAGGAGCAGAUUCUGUUAUUAUGGACCUCCUUCAGCAGCCUUCCACAGAGAUUAGCACAGGCAAACGGACAAGGAAAAUCCGAAACAAAACACAGAAUUAUCUAAACCAGUACGCCACAGAUGGGCUCCGGACAUUGUGCAUCGCCAAGCGGGUCCUGCGGAAAGAAGAAUAUGCACAGUGGCUGGAAAAUCAUUUGGAGGCAGAGUCUGCGGUGGAAAAUAGGGAAGAGCUGUUGUUCCAGUCAGCAGUCCACCUGGAGACUGACCUUCAGCUGUUAGGUGCAACUGGUAUUGAAGACCGUUUGCAGGAUGGUGUUCCUGAAACGAUCUCAAAUCUACGAAAAGCUGCUUUACAGAUAUGGGUUCUGACUGGAGAUAAACAGGAAACGGCGAUCAAUAUUGCUUACGCCUGCAAGCUCCUUGGUCAUGAUGAGGAGAUUCUUACCUUGAAUGCUGAGUCGCAGGAGGCCUGUGCUGCUCUGUUGGAGCAGUGCUUGAACUACAUUGAAUCAAAGAGACCUCAGAAGAAACGGUUCAGUGUGGCUGGAAAUCCAACAGUUGACUUUAUCCCUUCAAAUAGGACUUCAGUGAGCUUGCCCACUCUGCAAGCCAACUUCAGCUUGGUCAUCGAUGGAAAGACUCUAACUUUUGCAUUGGAAAAGACAUUAGAGGACAAAUUUCUUGCAUUGGCCCAAAGUUGCCAUUCAGUGUUAUGCUGCCGCUCCACGCCAUUACAGAAAAGUAUGGUGGUUAAACUGGUCCGAGAUAAGCUGAAAGUAAUGACCUUGGCAAUAGGAGAUGGGGCUAAUGAUGUGAGCAUGAUCCAGGUUGCUGAUGUUGGAGUGGGAAUCUCUGGCCAGGAAGGGAUGCAGGCAGUAAUGGCAAGUGACUUUGCCAUUGCACGGUUUCGACAUUUACAAAAGCUCUUGCUGGUUCAUGGGCAUUGGUGUUACUCCAGGUUGGCCAACAUGGUACUCUACUUCUUCUAUAAGAAUGCAAUGUUUGUUGCUCUUCUAUUCUGGUAUCAAUUCUUCUGUGGAUUCUCAGGAUCAGCCAUGAUAGACCAGUGGUACCUUAUCUUCUUUAACCUUCUAUUCUCAUCAGUUCCUCAACUCAUCACUGGAAUACUUGAUAAGGAUGUGUCAGCAGAAACCUUGUUGGCAUUACCUCAGCUUUACAAAGGUGGACAGCAUUCGGAGGAAUACAAGCCAUACAUGUUCUGGAUGAACAUGAUUGAUGCGCUCUACCAAAGUCUGGUCUGCUUCUUCUUUCCUUAUUUGGCAUACCAGGAUUCUGAUAUUGAUGUUUUUACGUGGGGAACACCCAUCACCACGCUGGCUCUGUUCACAAUCUUAAUGCACUUGUGUAUUGAAACUAAGACUUGGACUUGGAUGCAUGUUGCCUCCAUAACUUUCAGCAUCCUGCUGUUCUUCACUGUUGCAUUAAGUUAUAAUGCAGCCUGUCCUACCUGCUACCCUCCAUCCAAUUCCUACUGGACCAUGCAGAGGUUGAUGACAGAUCCCAAGUUCUAUCUGAUUUGUAUUCUUACACCAGUGGCAGCCUUGCUACCAAGGUACACAUACCGAAUAUUUCAAGGCACGUUGUUCCCCACUCCAAUCCAGCAGGGCCGUCAGCUGGACAGACUCCAGCCCGCGGCUUUCAAUCAGGCUCACGGAUGGAACAGACAAGGCAGUUGGCCAGUCACAUCGAAACCUGACUUGGUGAUGCCACUUUCGAAGGACUCCGGGAUUGGUGCUGAUGAGUCCUCAAUCAGCACUGGCCAAAGUGUCCCCUUGGAUACAAACCAAAUCUCAAAUGGACCAUUCAGUCACCAACAUGCACCUGAGUUACAAGAAAUCAGCUUGCCGACAAUGAAGUUGACGGAAGGUGCAAAUUACUCCCUUCCAAAUGGUUGUUCAUCAUCUGUUUCUCUUCGAGAUGCACAGUCGCACUUGCACGGGCUUCAGAAACCUGGGUUAGUGACAGAGUUGUCUUGCCCAACAGAUGGAGUUCGAUUGAACGCAUGUUCUGACGUGGACCCUUCAAAUUUACAUUUACUAAACUAUCGGCCAUCAGCAGUACCUCCUAAUGACAUAGUGUGUUUUUUACAUUCCUCCUCUCACCUUGGUUUACAGACACAGACAGUGGAACGUCAAAACUCAGUGCCAGAUAACACAGAGCGAGAGUGUGGGAAACUCUCCGCAGAAGUGUUUCCAGACACUUCCCAAGCCUCAAUCUGUACGAUUCCAACAAACUCAUUGGAGGAGAGUUCUUUGGAAAUGACUCCAUUGUAACCAAUGGCCAUCUUAAGUGCCUUGAAUUUUUGCACAGUUUCAGUCUUUCUUAUAAAAUUUUAUAUUUAAUGUUAGAUCAUCUUUUCAUGAACGCUAAAUAAGAGAAUAUGUAUUUUAUAAUUUGCACAUGUGGAAUAUAGAGAAAAGUUGUGCGGAAUUUAAUAUAUAACUGACUGAACUAGUGCUUUUACCAAAAUACAGCUUGCAUGAGCAAGUUGAGCGAACAGUUCCAUAUCUCCUACUUAAAUACUGUGCCUAAACAAAUUUCUGCAUCCCAUCCCAACUUCCUUUCCCCCCUCCAAGAGUAAGAGCCCCACAGCAGAAAAUUGAGACAGCUCUGAGGUAGAGGGCAUAGUUUAAAGGUGAGAGGAGAAAGAUUUAAAAGAGAGAUAAGGGGCAACUUUUUCGCACAAAAGCUGGUGUGUGUAUAGAAUGAGCUGCCAGAGGAGGGGAUGGAGCUGGUACAACAUUUAAAAGGCAUCUGGAUUGGUACCUGAAUAAGAAGGAUUUAGAGGGACUAUGGGCCAAUUGCUAGCAAAUGGGACUAGAUUAAUUUAGGAUAUCUGGUCAGCGUGGAUGAGUUGGAUCGAAGGAUCUGUCUCCAUGCUGUAUAUCUUUAUGACUCUAAGACAAUUUGAGUUUUUUGUCUUUGUUUACACAUCAAUGAUCAAAAGGAAGCAGUUCACUAUGUUAGUGGUACCACAAAACCGAGCAGAAAAUGUCACAAUAUUAUGAAGUCUGAAACCUAUCAGGAUCCCCCACCCCCAAACUAAUAAUACCUGUUAUGUAUGCAACACACUGUAAUAUAUACAACACUCCCUUCACACUGUUUGCUGAUGAGAACUUGAGUUAGUAAUGGAAACAGCCAUUUGUAAGCCUCUCACGCUGUAGUUGCGUCCCUCUCCACCCUGCCUCCUGUCCCUGUGCAUGUAGCAAUGCAACGUCUUCUGAAGAUGCUCACGCAGCAGCAGGAGUAGAUCACUUGCCCAUGCUGCCCUGUGAGAUCGUGGCUGAUCUGCAUAUGCCUGCUUUGGCUAUUUACUACCUUUCCUAUAGCUUACUGAGCUUGGCUAACACAAUAACUUGAAGUCUGUGUUGUGUGAGAAUGAGUUCCAUAUUUCUAGCACUUCUGGUAUUAAGAAUUGAUUCCUAAUUUCUCUACUGAAUGGUCUGGUCUCAUUUUAAGGCUAUAGGUUUAGCUCGCAUAAGUAGUCGCCAUUGUCCCAGAGGACCAUAAGGCUGCUGUCUCAUGAGAGAUAAAGAGACAACUAGUGAUGAGUUUAACUUGAAGGUCACCUUGCCUCAAGUGAGAAAUGAGCUUGAGAAGGCAGGACCUUCAUGGUAAUUUUAGUUGACCCCAUAGCUCCAGUCGUCUGCCAGAAGCAAAUCCACCUUCACCUGCGCAUCACAGUUGGUUUUGAUACACUCAAAACCAAGGGAAAUUGAAACAUGCGGCAGGGAACAAGCCAUUCUGCCCAUUGAAUCAUGCUGGUGGUCUUCAGCCCCUCUAUUAUCUGACCUUAUCAGCCAAACCUUUCACUCCCUCCUCUCUUCAACCAGCUUUCCCAGAACUGCAACAUUUGUUGAAUUUUGCUACUGGAGGAGGACCAUCUUUAUUUUAAGUAAAAGAUAAAUAUGAAAUCCUCUGCUUUAAUUGCCUGGCUCAGUGCUUGCUUUUGAUUGGGGAAGAGUGCACGCACAGAGGAUAGAGAAGACGGUAUGGGAAGGUAGUAGUGGUGGGUUUCAGUUGGAGGUGAGUGUGUAAGAAACAGGUGGAAACCUAAAAGCUGAAAGACUUCCUUUCUGCCAGCUGAAAGACUUGCUGUGCUUCAAUAACUGAACUGUGUUUUGAAAUGUCUUCCUCUUACCCACACUAACCACCUCCUGCAAACAAAAAGGUGCAUUUACGAUCAUUUUGAAGACCUAUACCAGUUGGAAUAAUGAAAAACAGAAAACGUCUGUCUGAUUAGUGGCAGGAGACGGAAUAAAACAACACCAAUGUCGUUUAUAAAUGAUGAUGUGUGAGGCAGAUAGUCACACAUGGUGAAAGGUGUAAUUGUGAUGUUGCUUAUGUUUCACUCAUCAUUUCGUGCCAUCCAUUUCUGGUGCAAACUAGAGUUAAGAUAUUGUAGGAUAAAAUUACAUGUAAAUUUUGUUUGGAGACUAAGCGUUAUGGUAGCUUUGUAAUUUGGUGUUGCCUUUUUUAACCCUUGAGGUGCCAUUGAUCCCCAAGAAACAGGAAAGAGUAUUUAAUGUUUACAGGUGGUGAUGGUUUAGACUAUUUAUUAAAUGAACCCUAAAUAAGGCUAAAGAUUGUACAUAAUAGUGGGAUUAUAUUUCAGAUGUUGAAUAACGGUAAAAGAUGUUGCAAAUCGGGCCUUGUGCUGCAGCAGGAAAACUAAUAGUUCUCGUAACCCCAACUGAAGAAAUAGUGUAUUCAAUUACUAUACCCAUAAGGAGAUUACAUAGUCUAAAGGUUGCUAUGUAUUCCAUAAUAAUACUGUUGUACUGGUACCAAACAUUGCACUGACCAGCAAAUGGGGAAGCAGUGAUGUCUAAACUUGUAACCCAGUGUCCCUGUUUAAUGUUCCAAGGACAUGGGUUGAUUUGAAUGACAGAUGGUGCAAUUAGAAUUCAAUAAAAACCUGAAAUUAAAAGUUAGUUUAAUGACGACCAUGUAACCAGAGUUGUAAAAACCCAUCUGGGUUUUUCACUGGUAUCCUUUAAGGUGGAAAACUAUUGUCCUUUCCAGUCUGACCUACAUGUGACUCCAGAUCCACACCAAUGUAUUUAACUUUUAACCACUCUUUGACAUGGAGGAGAAAGUGAGGACUGCAGAUGCUGGAGAUCAGAGUUGAAAAUGUGUUGCUGGAAAAGCGCAGCAGGUCAGGCAGCAUCCA
Hemiscyllium ocellatum (epaulette shark) is the source of this 7445-nucleotide messenger RNA. It is a transcript of the gene atp10a, whose product is annotated as ATPase phospholipid transporting 10A. Lineage: Eukaryota; Metazoa; Chordata; Chondrichthyes; Orectolobiformes; Hemiscylliidae. The record is from RefSeq and is a predicted model, not a curated record. The transcript is spliced from 21 exons. Gene Ontology annotation, biological process: phospholipid translocation. The coding region runs from base 1 to 4545 and encodes 1514 amino acids. Gene Ontology annotation, cellular component: plasma membrane. Gene Ontology annotation, molecular function: magnesium ion binding; ATPase-coupled intramembrane lipid carrier activity; ATP hydrolysis activity.